GGAUAAAGAAUCAACCUCCCACCCUUCCCACCGUUAGCUUAUCUCUAGCCACAUAUUGAUUGUUGUGGAGAGUGCGCUUCGGGGAGAAAGAGCCUGUGCUAUACUCGGAAACAAAUAGACAACAUCCUCUCUUGCGGGCAUGGUGCCUAGGAUUCCUGGGACUCCCUCCGCAGUAUCGUCGUCCUCCUCGUCGCUGUUGCGUGCAUCAGCGACCUCAUCGCUCCCGAUCGACCCACGGUGGAGCUGGGGUCUCAAGAAGACCCUGGUGCGGCGCUAUCAUCGCGCCGUUUGGCCGUCCUACGGAAUCACCACCCCUGUUCCCGAUCGCAGCCCGCAUUUCCCCAUACUCAAAUCGCCAUUCUACUUCCAGACGGGCUACGCGCUGUGUGCCAAACGAACAUCCCGUCCUUUUCCACCGCCUUUUCUGUCUCCGCCAUCUCACUCAUUCUCCGAUCCGCUGACGACACACUACCACAGUCAGGAUAAGAGGCUGUCCGUCAAAGGGGAGCUGAUUCGCGGCUUAAAUAACGGUGAUGACGCAGUAUUGGUUACCGAGAAUUUCCUGGGGGUGAAUGACGGAGUAGGCGCGUGGGCGACAAAACCGCGAGGCCAUGCUGCACUGUGGUCCAGGCUUAUACUACAUUUCUGGGCUCUGGAGGUCGAGCGGAUACCCAGUCCAGAUGCCGCUAUUGACCCGAUUGCAUACCUACAACGAGCCUACGAAGAGACGACACAAGCUACAACAUCUCCGAGCGAAUGGUUCGGCACGACGACGUCGGUAACCGCCCUCUUGCACAAAACGUUAGAUGGCAGCGGCACCGAGAAGCCAUUACUAUACGUGACGAAUAUAGGGGACUGCAAGGUCUUGGUUAUCCGGCCUAGCGAGAAGAAGGUCAUUUUCCGAACAGAGGAACAAUGGCACUGGUUUGACUGUCCGAUGCAGCUGGGGACAAAUAGCAUGGACACGCCACAAAAAGACGCAGUGCUGUCGCUAGUCGACCUGGAGGAGGGCGAUAUAGUUCUCGCGGUCUCUGACGGAGUGCUAGAUAAUCUUUGGGAGCAUGAGGUCCUAUCAAUCACGCUGGAGGGUCUCGAUAAAUGGGAACAUGGCCGAUACAAUGACAAGGAGCUCGAGUGGGCACCACCGGCAGUGCUGGCGGAAGAGCAAAUGGUGUUCCUGGCGAGGGAGCUACUCAAGUCUGCGCUUGCGGUGGCUCAGGAUCCGUUUGCCGAGAGUCCUUAUAUGGAGAAGGCGGUUGAAGAGGGUUUGGCUAUUCAGGGUGGUGAGUCUGACUACAUAUUUGACUCAUCAGAACCAUCGUCUGACUAUUUUCGAUAG
This is a messenger RNA of Aspergillus nidulans FGSC A4, 1339 nucleotides long. RefSeq lists its product as uncharacterized. Lineage: Eukaryota; Fungi; Ascomycota; Eurotiomycetes; Eurotiales; Aspergillaceae. The record is from RefSeq and is a predicted model, not a curated record. Bases 140 to 1339 code for a protein of 399 amino acids. The transcript has 2 exons. Gene Ontology annotation, molecular function: protein serine/threonine phosphatase activity.